This is a messenger RNA of Malus domestica (apple), 1329 nucleotides long. RefSeq names its product plant intracellular Ras-group-related LRR protein 7. Lineage: Eukaryota; Viridiplantae; Streptophyta; Magnoliopsida; Rosales; Rosaceae. The record is from RefSeq and is a predicted model, not a curated record. Gene Ontology annotation, molecular function: protein binding.
UUCUUGGCCUCAAUAGCUUCGGAGCUUUCGGGAGCUUGACCACCACCUAAACCUCUCUGCACAAAUCUCAUUUCUUUCCGUGCAGAGGGGAAACCUAAAAAUUUAUAUACAUACAUACAUAUAUAUAUUUAUAUACAAAUCGAUUUAUUGAAAAUUUUUUUUAUUAAUUUUUUGUGAGAUUAAUUUGGUGGUGGCGAGAUGGGUGCAAUACAAGCAAAAACGUGGAUUCGAAAGCAAGUCGGGCCGCCCGGUGGCGAUCCACCGGCAUUGUUGGCCUCCGUGAUUCCAAAUUGAAGACAUUUCCAGAUGAAGUUCUUGACCUGGACAAGUCCAUACGUACUCUUGAUCUAACACACAAUAAAAUAGUUGACAUUCCUGUGGAGAUCAGCAAAUUAGCAAACCUGCAGCGACUGAUAUUAGCUCAUAACCUCAUUGACCGACUGCCGAUAAAUUUGGCAAAACUAGUGUCCCUAAAAGUUAUGACACUUGAUGGAAAUCGAGUUACUACCUUGCCUGAUGAAUUGGGACAGUUGGUCAGACUUGAGCAGUUAUCUAUCUCUGGGAAUUCAUUAGAGUCAUUGCCUGAGACUAUUGGAAGCUUGCGGAAUUUAAAACUUUUAAAUUUAUCGAAGAACAAAUUAAAGUCUCUUCCAGAAUCCAUAGGAAGUUGCUUCUCUCUGGAAGAAUUACAAGCAAAUGAUAAUUCAAUUGAAGAACUUCCUGAAUCAGUUUGCAACCUUAUCCACGUAAAGUCACUUUGCUUGGACAAUAAUAAUGUGAAACAGAUACCCACUAAGCUGUUGAAAGACUGUAAAGCGCUGCAGAAUAUUUCCCUUCAUGGAAACCCUAUUUCCAUGGAUCAGUUUCAGCAGAUGGAAGGAUUCCAAGAGUUUGAAGCGAGGAGGAAGAAGAAGUUCGACAAACAAAUUGACUCAAAUGUGAUGAUCAGUUCGAAAGGCCUUGAUGAGGGCGUUGAUCUUUGAGCGUAUGGCAAUGACAUUCCUGAAACAAUGCUAACGAGAGUCAAAGCCAUUCAAAUGCGAAUGAGGGGUGGUUUCUUCGCUGCUGUAAAUUCAGAUGACCAAUUCUUGUAGCUUCGGAUGGACAACGUUAGAACGACCUUGUUAUUUCUGAUCACUCUUGGAUACUAUUUUCUUCAGUGCUUGACAGUCUUUGGCAAGCUUGUAUAUGAAAGGGUUUGGUUACACUUACACAUUUGAACUGUAAAAUGUUACAUCUGUUGAUACAAUAUGGAAAAGUGAAUAUAAUGAGAACAUCGAAUCCAAUUUCUUAUUAAUUUUUAAUACAUCGAUAUAUUUACAUUAUCAA